AUGGAUUCGGCAAAGCUCCCCAUUCCUCUGCUGUUGGCGGUGUCAUCAGUUUUCUCUCAGAACCCUUUGCAGUAUGGCACCAUCAGCGUCAACUCCAGUGCCGGAGUCAUCACGGGGAUGAAGCAAUAUACCACUGUCUACGGCAAUGCAGCGCCCGUAAAGUGCUUCUUUGGGAUCCCGUACGCCGAACCACCUACGGGGGCUCGAAGGUUCUCACGACCAGUAGCGAAGGCACCUUUCAAGGAUGUUUAUGACGCAACAUCUGUGGAUAGACCCAUCUGUUACCAGAAUAUGGAAUUACUGCAGGGAAACCCUGGACCUAUUUAUAAUCAGACCGAGGAUUGUCUUCUUUUAAACAUUUACGCUCCACUCCACGCUACGCCAUCCAUUAAGAGAGCUGUGAUGAUCUGGAUCCAUGGUGGAGGCUGGGUUGUUGGAUCUAGUCGGCAAUGGGAUGGCUCCUUCAUAGCCAGCUAUGGGGACGUGGUGGUCGUCACGCUAAACUAUCGCCUGGGGCCUUUAGGCUAUCUUGGCACUUAG
Lineus longissimus is the source of this 540-nucleotide messenger RNA. Its product is annotated as carboxylesterase 3-like. Lineage: Eukaryota; Metazoa; Nemertea; Pilidiophora; Heteronemertea; Lineidae. Gene Ontology annotation, biological process: neuron cell-cell adhesion; synaptic vesicle endocytosis; chemical synaptic transmission. Gene Ontology annotation, cellular component: postsynaptic membrane; cell surface; synapse. Bases 1 to 540 code for a protein of 179 amino acids. Gene Ontology annotation, molecular function: signaling receptor activity; neurexin family protein binding. The transcript has a single exon. The record is from RefSeq and is a predicted model, not a curated record.